Verruconis gallopava is the source of this 646-nucleotide messenger RNA. RefSeq lists its product as uncharacterized. Lineage: Eukaryota; Fungi; Ascomycota; Dothideomycetes; Venturiales; Sympoventuriaceae. The record is from RefSeq and is a predicted model, not a curated record. The transcript has a single exon. The coding region runs from base 23 to 646 and encodes 207 amino acids.
GCCAUUGACGUCCUCGCGAGUCAUGAUUCCUCAAAGCUAUGUGGGUCGCAGAGAGCAGAAAACCCACGGAACCAAAGUCACUAGGUAUGGCCACGAUGUAGACCGCUCAGAGAAAGAAAAGUCUCGAUUAGAAUCGUCAUCUUCGCUAGUAUCUCCAAGCUACAAUGCGACCAGUGUACCUACAGUGCAACAUAGGGGUGACUCUUUUUACGACGCAGACAACGAUAAAGAGCCCCAUCUGAAACCUCAACCCUCCCCCGAAUAUCGUAACUGCCGUAAGUAUCACAGCCGACCGCCACAAUCUCCUCCGCCGGAAGAUCCUCGCAAGUCUUCUGAAUCCAUCAACAAAUACACUGCAACACAGGAUAAAGAUAGACGCGUCAGGCAAUAUACAAAUCCAAAAUUAAACAAAGCAUCCAAUUAUAGGAGUGGCGUUGGAAGUAAGGAUCCAUCUAAAGUUGCAUUUACAGACUCCGAAGUCACUAGUGUUGGUGGUGUCAAAGUUCGUGACGACCAUUAUGUGACGAGGAGCGUUGAGGAGGUUAGGAUUGGCUAUAGGGAGCGGCAGGCUAAAUCUGACAAAAGAAGAAAUGAGAGGCGCGGAAACUCUACGUCUUCAAUCGCGUUCGAGAGUGGUUAUGUGUGA